UUACAGACCGUAUCUAUGAAUCACCAAGUGGUGCAAUCUUAUGUUACGACAGGUGUCAUUGCUAAAUUUAGUAUAUGACCGUAUACAUAUUGGGUGGAGAUAUAAAAGAAGACAUCAUGGCAGAGGGAGGAUAUUGUUCAUCCGAGUUAGAAGUUGACACUUCUGAGAUCCAAGGCGUUCAGGAAUCUUUAGAAGACAUGGCGGGUACAUGCACUGGUGCCGAGCAGUUGAAUGGUAGUGAUGAGGAAAGCAUGCAAAAAUUCCUUCAGAAAUCACAAUGUGAGCGUCUGUAUGAAUUACGGAAUUUGCAACAUGGAGCAAAACCUGUGACCAGUCAAGGACAUAAGGAUUCAAUCAAUAAAUUCUUUGAGAAGAAACAAUCAGCUCAGGAGCAAGCAGCAAGCCACGGGAAAGAAAAUGUUCCAAUUAAUGAAGACAAUGUAGAAGAGCAUCGCCCAGAGACAAUUGUUGUAGAGAUUCAGGGACUUGUCGAACAACAGCGUGUAUCCACAUCGCUUGGAACCAAUUUCCGCCGUCAUCUUGAAAACAUUAUUAGAGGGAGUAUUUCAGCAGUAGCAAGAAACCACACUCCUCGUCCAUCUUCCUCACGACAGCCUUCCUCUUCACCCUCACCUGCACCUUCCCCUCGGGAGGAAGCAACCCCACAACCUGUACCGGCACCACCUGUGGUACCUGUAACAUCGCCUUUAGUGACUGCUGCCUCCACCAUAGACAGGAGCCGAAGCAACACUGUCAGCUCAAAUAACAGUUUGAGUCAACACAGUGGCACCCCCUCUGAUUCUGAAGACACACCACAGGAACCUGAGGUUAGAGCUCCAGUGCCACAGUUUUAUGAUAGGAUCUUGGGAUAUGACUGGGAGGAUAGGCACCAUGAAGAUAUGGUUCAGGAAAUCAGUGAGCUUGUUCAUAGUCGAAUUGUCUCCUCUACCCUGGAGGGUGACUUCAGGACUCGUCUGGAGAUCAGCAUGCAGGAGAGACUUGCCAACAGUGGCUUUGAUGGGGCAAGAGUCCAGGAAUUUGUACAGAAUAUCAACCAAUCCCAGGCUAUUGAAAGGAAUGAUUUCUCUGAUCUGGGUAUUCACAUUAACACUCCAGCUGACAACUUUGAUAAUAUUUCUGUCACGAGUGUCAGUGCACAUGCUGUUCCUUAUACACAGUCAACACGGUACAUGAGCAGAGAGAUCCAAAGUUUGAAAGCACAGCUAAUGGAGAUGAAAAAUAUGAUGAAGCUGAGCUUUGACCUUCAGAUGGACAUUCAGAGGUCAAUUAGGCAGGAAGUGGCUGCUGCUAUGAAUGAUGUCAAGAGAGCAGAUGGAAAUACUGCCUUGCCUGUAGCAGCGAAGUCUAAACCAGUCAACGACACACACUGUUUGAUCUGUUUGGACAAUCACUCGGAUUCAGUCCUCUAUCAAUGUGGGCAUAUGUGUGUGUGCUUCACUUGUGGGCGUAACCUUAUGCAACAGGGGUCAAAAUGUCCAGUUUGCAGAGCCCCAAUCAAAGACAUAAUCAGGGCUUACAGAUGUAAUGAGGACUGAACAUGUGUGACUGUCAUAAUGUUUUCUCAUGUGAAAAAAAAAUCAUGCUCAUUCACAAGAUCUAUAUUUCAUAUCAGAGUGUGAAGAAUCAUGCAUUUUUUGUGUUUAUAUCUGACAUGAUCAUAAAUCACAUCAAAGUCUUGAUGUAGACUUUCACCAUCAUGUGCUGCUGUAGGACCUGAAAAUGGAUAUGCAUAACAUGGCCUUUCAUGUGCUUCAUCAAGGCCUUAUUGUCUGAAAUACAGAUCUUUUUAUGCAAGGCUUGUUCCAUCAUGUGCUAAUAUAAGACCUGACAAUAUAGAUAUGCAUAAUUAGGGCUAUCAUGUACCCGCAUUAAGGCCUGAUAAGGUAUAGAAACUCGUCAUUUUGCAUUGCUUUUUACAGAGAUUCAUUCAAAGGCUGGACUCACACAUGACUCUAAACUGUUGACAGUUUUUUCAUGACAUUAUUGUUCAGAAAUGAAUAUGAGGACAAUGAAAGAGUUGUGUAUACCACAUUUCAUAAAUUUCAUUGAAAUAUUGGAUGUAUACUAUAUAUAAUAUUAUAUGCAACUGGUUUUGCAGAAUGUGUUUUAAAGAUUUUAGAAAAUAGUUUAUUUUGCUGUCACCAAUGUGUUUUACAUGUUAAACAUUACAUUUAUCAUCAGUCAUUGAGGUAUAUAUUCAUACUAUCAUAUAUAUAUAUACAGUAUAUGCUAUUUCAAAAAUGAUGCAAUAAAUUGUUUUUAAAAAUA
Molecule: messenger RNA, 2289 nt
Organism: Ylistrum balloti
Lineage: Eukaryota; Metazoa; Mollusca; Bivalvia; Pectinida; Pectinidae
Exons: 7
Coding region: 75-1556 (493 amino acids)
Source: RefSeq, a predicted model, not a curated record